AUUUUUACAGAACACUUGCGUUUAUUAGAAGCUGCAAGUGAGAUGCUUUAACAUCCGUAUUUUUUGUGUGUUUUUGCUUUUUGAGAUUGAUUGGUUACAAACAUGCCUGUUAGCGAGCACGCCCAGGUGGAUAUCACCAAACCAUUGUUAUUCGAGAUUGCAUGGGAGGUUGCGAAUAAAGUGGGUGGAAUCUACACUGUGAUAAAGUCCAAAGCCCCCGUUACAUGCAACGAAUAUGGAGACCGAUACUGUCUCAUCGGGCCUUUAUCCUACAAAACCGCGCCAAUGGAAGUAGAAGCCAUCACGCAGCCUCAAUCAGAAGCCAUGAAAGCCACAUUGGAUAAUUUGGCGCAGAGGGGUGUGAAAUAUCUUUAUGGGCGUUGGUUGAUUGAGGGGGCGCCGCAUGUGUUGUUGUUGGAUGUGAGUUCGGCGUAUCAUAGGAUGAAUGAGUGGAAGAGUGAUUUGUGGAGUAUUGCGGGGAUUCCGUCUCCGCCUGAUGAUCGGGAGACGAAUGAGGCGAUCGUGUUUGGGUAUCUUGUUGCGUGGUUUUUGGGGGAGUUUCUCCAUCAACAACAAUCUCUCAGGUCUUUCCCCGACUCUGAAGUCGACGAUCGGCACCCCCCAAACACCAAACCCGCCAUCAUUGCCCACUUUCACGAAUGGCUCGCAGGCGUCGCGCUCGUCCUCCUCCGGAAACGCGCAUUGAAUAUUGCAACUAUCUUUACGACGCAUGCGACAUUAUUGGGUCGAUACCUCUGUGCAGGCGACGUGGAUUUUUAUAAUAACCUAAAAUUCUUUGAUGUGGAUGCUGAGGCUGGGAAACGUGGAUUUAUCAUCGGUUUGAAUGCCCGGUUGAAGCAUUACAAUUCGCCUGUGACUGUUGUUGCGUUUAUCAUCAUGCCGGCUUCUACGCAUAGCUUUACGGUGGAUGCGUUGAAAGGGCAGGCUGUGAUGAAGCAAUUGAAGGAUACCGUGACCGAAAUUCAGGAUUCUAUUGGGAGUCGAAUUUUCGAUAACGCUGCUAGGGGCAAGAUCCCAGACGCAUCUCACCUCGUCUCGGACCAAGACUUUGUCCUCCUCAAACGCCGAAUCUUUGCUCUAAAACGGGACUCACUCCCCCCGAUCGUGACGCAUAACAUGGCCGAUGAUAAAAAUGAUCCCAUUUUGAACCAAAUGCGACAAGUGAAGCUCUUUAAUGCUCCCGAGGAUCGUGUGAAAAUGAUUUUUCAUCCAGAGUUUUUGAGUUCGAAUUCUCCGCUUUUGGGAUUGGAUUAUGAGGAGUUUGUGCGUGGGUGUCAUUUAGGUGUUUUCCCUAGUUACUAUGAGCCUUGGGGUUACACACCCGCAGAAUGCACCGUGAUGGGCGUCCCAUCCAUCACGACCAACCUCUCUGGUUUCGGUUGCUUCAUGGAUGAAAUGAUUUCACACCCACCCGACUAUGGAAUCUACAUUGUAGACCGCCGUCUCAAAUCCGUUGAAGAAUCCUGCCAACAACUCGCAGACUACAUGAUGGACUUUUGUCAAAAAUCGCGUCGUCAGCGUAUUAACCAACGAAACCGUACCGAACGCCUCUCGGACCUCCUUGAUUGGAAACGCAUGGGAUUGGAAUACGUUAAAGCGCGAUGGGUCGCGAUUCGACGUAAAUGGCCCGACAUUGUCGCCCAACAUGAAACCGAUUUAGAUUCCGAUGAAUAUGGAGCGGAAUUACAGUAUGGAUAUGAAUCUGAUGCGAACCCUUCUGGAUUACAACGAGAGGAUUUGACGAAUUUGAGGUAUCAUCAAAAAGUCCCGCGUCCCGCUUCUGCGCCUGGAUCUCCUAGAAUUCGGGAGCGGAUUGAUGAGGAUGAGGAUGUUGUUGAUGGUACCGGGGGCUUAUUUGAGGAUAUGGAUCCUGUUGGGUUGAUUGAGGGGUUGAAGGCUUUGGGUGUCAAGGGGACCGCCAAGGGCUAUGUUCCGCCUGUGACUGAGGGUAGGGCGUCGAGUACGGGGGAUUUGAAUGCGAAUGAUCAUGGUAGCAAGUAA
Spizellomyces punctatus DAOM BR117 is the source of this 2022-nucleotide messenger RNA. RefSeq lists its product as uncharacterized. Gene Ontology annotation, molecular function: alpha-1,4-glucan glucosyltransferase (UDP-glucose donor) activity. The transcript has 7 exons. Gene Ontology annotation, cellular component: cytoplasm. NCBI's taxonomy places the organism in Eukaryota, Fungi, Chytridiomycota, Chytridiomycetes, Spizellomycetales, Spizellomycetaceae. The record is from RefSeq and is a predicted model, not a curated record. Bases 103 to 2022 code for a protein of 639 amino acids. Gene Ontology annotation, biological process: glycogen biosynthetic process.